Molecule: messenger RNA, 1407 nt
Organism: Tetrapisispora phaffii CBS 4417
Lineage: Eukaryota; Fungi; Ascomycota; Saccharomycetes; Saccharomycetales; Saccharomycetaceae
Gene: POL31
Product: DNA-directed DNA polymerase delta subunit POL31
Exons: 1
Coding region: 1-1407 (468 amino acids)
Biological process (GO): DNA strand elongation involved in DNA replication; DNA replication
Cellular component (GO): delta DNA polymerase complex
Molecular function (GO): DNA binding
Source: RefSeq, a predicted model, not a curated record
AUGGAUGCUCUAUUGAAAAAGUUUAAUGAGAAUCGUAUAGAUACAAAAUUUAAUAUUUUACAGAGAGCCUCAAUUGAGCAAGAUUAUAAAUUCGACGAGCAUUUCUCAGUAGAUCUAAAAGAUUAUGAUUCAUGUGGUCAGUAUUAUAAGUUUUAUCAAACUCGUCUGAGGGUUUUAAAAGAAAGAACAAGAAAUCAAUGUUUAAAAAAAUGGGAUGCUGGAUUCAAAUUAAAUGGUAAAACUGUUGUGGAGAAGAAGAAAGUAUUAGAUAUACAGGCCAAUCAACCAUGCUGGUGCAUAGGUACCAUUUAUUGUGAGAUGAAAUAUAAACCAAAUGUUUUAGAAGAGGUAGUUAACGACACUUAUGGUGCUCCAGAUUUGCUUAAAAGCUACACUGAUCCAGAUGGCACUGACGAAAUUAUGUUAGAAGAUGAAAGUGGUAGGGUAUUAUUGGUCGGUGAUUUCUUACAAUCAACUCCAUUUGUUACGGGAACAGUGGUAGGUUUGUUGGGUAUGGAAGCAGAGGCCGGUACUUUUCAAAUCCUUGAUAUCUGUUAUCCUAGCGAAGUUCCACAAAAGGAAUAUCAAGUACCAACUUCAGAUGAAGAAAAAUAUAUUGCAUUAGUGUCAGGAUUGAAUGUAUCAACAAAUAAUCCUGAAAACUUAAUAAAACUACAAUUACUGCAAGAAUUGUUAAUGGGUAGAUUACAAAAUGAAAAAAGCAUCUCAAAUAUUGGUAAAUUACUUAUAUGUGGUGGAUCGAUAGAUCCUUCUAAAAAUAAUAGUAAUAGUCAAAAAACCAUGGAAUCAUUGAUCACCUUCGGUAAUUUUCUAGGGAAUACUUUACAAUCGCUGCCUAUAUCUAUUAUGCCUAGUACUAGUGAUCCUAGUGAUAAAGCAUUACCUCAAAGACCAUUCAAUAAGAUCUUGUUUAGCGAAUUGUUAAAGCCAUAUUUUGCUGAUAUUAGUCGUGAUCUACUUCACCUAGCGACAAAUCCGUCAAUCUACGAAUUCAACGGCAUUCGAAUUCUUGCAACUUCAGGUGAAAAUAUUAGUGAUAUUUGUAGAUAUGUUAUUCCAGGCAACUCAUCUGAAAAUGAAUCCAAAUUGAAUUCCGUUGAACAUAGAUUAGACUUAAUGGAAUGCACAUUGAAAUGGCAAAAUGUUGCCCCAACUAUCCCUGACACAUUAUGGGCUUAUCCAUUUAUUGAUAAAGAUCCUUUUAUCUUGAAUGAAAUGCCCCAUGUAUAUAUAGCUGGUAACCAACCACGUUUUGGUACUAGGGAUAUUGAACUUUAUAACAAAAAGGUCAAACUUAUUUGUUUACCAGAAUUCAACAAAUCCAGUUCAUUGGUAACGUUGAAUUUAAAAACAUUAAUGGUAGAAAAAAUGGAUAUAAAAAUAUAG